AUGAUGAACCCGACUUUCCUGGACUACCGCAUGCCCACAUCACUGGACCUGCCGAUGAUCGACACGGUCAUCGUCGAGGUCGCCAACGCCGGCCAUCCCUACGGAGUGCGUGGCGUGGGCGAGGUGCCCAUCGUGCCUCCCAUGGCCGCCGUUGCCAACGGCAUUCACGGGGCCACCGGUCUCCGCCUCCGCAGCCUGCCCAUGACUCCGGGCAAAGUCCUAGAAGCAGAGUGGGAGCGGAACGGGGACUAACCCCCGGCCCUGGUAGCGUUCCCAUUCAGGUGAUUGCCAAUA
Molecule: messenger RNA, 294 nt
Organism: Geodia barretti
Lineage: Eukaryota; Metazoa; Porifera; Demospongiae; Tetractinellida; Geodiidae
Source: the annotation of a GenBank genome assembly